This is a messenger RNA of Bolinopsis microptera, 1189 nucleotides long. RefSeq lists its product as uncharacterized. The record is from RefSeq and is a predicted model, not a curated record. Lineage: Eukaryota; Metazoa; Ctenophora; Tentaculata; Lobata; Bolinopsidae. The transcript is spliced from 3 exons. The coding region runs from base 53 to 964 and encodes 303 amino acids.
UAAAGAAACGUGGUUCCAUGUUUGUUUAACUUUUAGCACUGCCUCCCGCUCCAUGAGAUACUACGCUGACGGUGCACUUUUAGGUACGUUACAGACACCUGGCAGUGCUAUUCCAUCUGGCCACAGCUUCACAUUGGGAAACCAUGCUACCUAUCUCCAUUCCAGUUAUGCAUUUGGUGGAGAGAUGUUCCAACUCAACAUCUACGCAAAGGAACUGUCUGGAGAAGAAAUCAAAAGAAUGGCUGACGCUGGUAUGUGUUCUACUAAAGAAGAUGAGAAUGAGGACGUGCGUGUUCUGAAAUGGGAGGACAUAGUAAAGAAGACUAGAACAGGAACCGUUACAGAAUUUAUCCCUGAUCAAUGUGUUGAAGAAGUUGAGCGUAGGAUGGACUUAUUGGCAGAAUGUCAGCAGUCUUUGGAGGAAUCCGAGCAGACAUUAAAGGAAACAGUGAAGAAAAAAGAGAUCAUUGAACAGACCCUGAACCAGACACAAACAAAGCUAAACUCUACGGAACUACAGCUGGAAAAUGUAUCUACAAACUUGAACAGAAUAGCUGACAAUCUUCAAACGACCCUGAAACAGUUGAAAAAAUGCAACCAGACCAGUCAAAGUUGGGAUUGGGAUCUUUUCUCCCUGGACAUCUACGUGAACACGACGAUCUCUUCAGAAGUUGCUGAGCAGCUUCGUUCUAGCUGGGACAACAUAGCUGAGAUGAUGAUCGGGUUCACGAUAACCGACCAGUUCAUCACGUUUCUAAAGCACAUUGACACUGAUGAAUGUUCAGAGGAAAGACCGUGGACAAUGCUACAUACCAAGCGGUACCUGAACAAGGUGUUCACAAGAGAAGAUGCUAACUCACUCAUCACCAUGUGGGACGAAAUUAGCGGGAGUCUUGUCGGUGUUAAGAUGACGAGGGAAACGGUGAAACUCUUGAAGUACAUCACCAAAAAUUGCACUGACUAAGCUUGACAUGCACUACUAACCAAGUCAAGGACUUGACUUCACAAUAAGAAGGACGAUUAUUUCUUUUAGGCAUGAACAAUUUGACAUUCACAAUUUUCCAUACUUAAAAUUUUCAUAUUUAAAAUGGCUAUUCAUCAGUCAAUUACUUCCAUCGGUGCAAGCUUCUAUUCACUCAAUAUUCACGGCUUACACAUGUUCUACUAUUGAAGAGUCGAUUUGAUUAAU